GCCAUGGGAAUUACAACAGGUGCCAAAUUUCAGGUCGCCAACCGUGGAACUGCAGCAUAUCCAUUGAUGUGUUUAAGAUCACAAGUAAAUAACCCCUUCAGCAUUUUCUACCGAGGAAACCCGGUCAAGUUAUCUUUCAAUGUCAUCCUUGUUUCUUUAAUCUUGACCAUUCUCAUCUCCCAAACCCUCCAUUUUCUUCUCAAGCCUUUCAAACAGUGUAGGUUCGUUUCUCAGUUACUAGGCGGCAUUAUCCUUGGACCCUCUCUCAUGGCGCGAAGCCCGAUGUUUGUGAGCAUGGUGUUUCCUCUUACAUCCGACUUCUUGCUGAAAAACGUGGGAAUAAUGGGGUUGAUGCUAUUUCUUUUCGUAAGUGGAGUGAAAAUGGAUAUGGGCUUGUUAAAAAGAUCGGGAAAAAAACAAUUAUGUAUUGCCCUCCCAAGCGUUUUGGUGCCACUUAUAGUAGCGAGCAUCGUAGGAUUUAGCACUCGAAAAUCGAUGGACAAAAACCUACAAAAAGUUGCUUCCAUUGAAGCAAUUGCCUUGUCUCUUUCGGUGACAGCAUUUCCCAUCCACUAUACAGUACUUGAAGAAUUAAACCUUCUUAGCUCCGAGGUUGGGAAUAUGGCAAUGUCAACAACAAUAAUUAGCGACACCAUUGCGCUAAAUUUUAUGGUGGCUUUUGAGGCAAUGAAACAAAAUGAAGUAUCGCUUCAUAAUGCCAUCUUGUAUAUGAUAUCCUCGGUCGUUUUUACAGCAUUCUUGGCCAUUGUUGUCCGACGAUUAAUGUUGUGGAUUAUCCAAAACACUCCAGAUGAAGAACCAGUUGAUCAAUUUUACGUGAUUUCCAUCUUCUUAUCGGCAUUCGUGUUGGGGUUUCUUACAGACAUGAUCGGCCUAGCCAUUUGUAUCGGCUCCUUUUGGCUAGGAAUGGUGGUUCCAGACGGACCGCCGCUAGGGGCAACCUUGGUGGAGAAAAGCGAGACAAUUAUAAUGGAAAUAAUUUUGCCUUGUUCAUUCACGUACAUCGGAUUCUCCACUGAUUUUUAUGCAAUGAAGGAAGCCAGCUGGUCUGCCUUGAGCCCUCUGUUUGGCUUGGUUAUUUCAGGUUACUUGUCCAAAUUCCUCUCCACUUUGUUGGCUGCCAAGAUGGUAGGUUUGUCAUGGAGAGAUAGUCUUGCUAUGGGACUUGUUUUGUGUAUGAGGGGUCAUGCGGAGCUUAUUCUAUACGUUCAUUGGGUGGACAAACAUAUAAUCGGGGUGCCAGGUUUCUCAAUGUUGGUGUUCGGGAACGCAAUUCUAAUGGGAAUCCAUGCACCUUUGAUCAGUAUUUUGUAUGAUCCCUCGAAGCCUUACAUGGUAAACCAGAGCAGGACCGUUCAACAUACAGCUCCGAGUGACCGUCUUAAGAUAUUAGUAUGCAUUAAGGACAAAAGGCAUUUGCCAAGCCUUGUUAACCUUCUCCAAGUCUCUUAUCCCACUGUUCGAAACCCAUUCUCCAUUAAAGUCUUCCACCUCGUGGAGCUCAUCGGCCGAGCUAACCCUCUGUUCAUAGACCACCAAAACCAGGAACUUGAAGAGCUUGUCACCAGGUUCCCGGACUGGGAAACAAUCCGCCAUUCUCUAAAGUUAUAUCAGGAAGGGAAAGAAGAUUACGUAGAUCUCCAAUUUUUCUCUGCUUUAACAGCGAAAGUAACAAUGUAUCAGGAUGUGUGCAAGCUGGCUUUGAUAAGCAAGUCCGUUAUCAUCAUAUUACCUUUAGAGAAGAAAUGCGACGGAGAGAUUGCGACCACGACGCAGUGGGGUGGUGGGAAUCGGUUAGUGCUCAACCAAGUGUUGGAGAACGCACCUUGCUCUGUUGGGCUUCUUGUUGAAAAGUCCGAGCGAUGGCAACUCCCCCAAAAACCUUGCUGCAGCUUCAUUGUGUUAUUCCUUGGAGGACCGGAUUCUAGAGAAGCUCUAUCUUAUUCAACCAGGGUUGCCAGGAACCCUAGUGUGUCCUUAACAGUAAUAAGGUUUCUUUCAUCAAACGGUGAAGGAGACAAUGAAAUGCAAAAGAAGAUGGAUGAUAACUUGAUGACAACAUUCUGGGUACAGAACGAAAGAAACGAGCGAGUGAGUUACAGAGAGGUGGUGGUAAGAGAUGGAGCAGAAACAGCUGCAGCAAUAUUGGAAAUGGCAAAAGAGAAAUAUUAUGAUAUGUGGAUCUUGGGGAGGAAACAAGAGAUAAAUCCCAGUCUGUUGGAGGGAUUAUCAACAUGGACAGAGAAUCAAGAGGAGAUUGGGAUAAUUGGGGAUUAUGUAUCAUCUUCUGAGAGUGUUAAUGCAGAUUCUGUGUUGGUUGUUCAACAGCAAGUUAUGAGAGGCAAAGGACCCAACGGUACCGCUGGUAUUGCUACUACUGAAACUACAGAAACUUUUAUGCGGCACUGGAACUUGUUUCGAUGA
This is a messenger RNA of Hibiscus syriacus, 2445 nucleotides long. Its product is annotated as cation/H(+) antiporter 24-like. Gene Ontology annotation, biological process: regulation of pH; proton transmembrane transport. The record is from RefSeq and is a predicted model, not a curated record. Gene Ontology annotation, cellular component: endomembrane system; membrane. The transcript has 3 exons. Gene Ontology annotation, molecular function: antiporter activity. Bases 4 to 2445 code for a protein of 813 amino acids. NCBI's taxonomy places the organism in Eukaryota, Viridiplantae, Streptophyta, Magnoliopsida, Malvales, Malvaceae.